Dunckerocampus dactyliophorus (ringed pipefish) is the source of this 7554-nucleotide messenger RNA. RefSeq names its product ras-related protein Rab-38-like. Lineage: Eukaryota; Metazoa; Chordata; Actinopteri; Syngnathiformes; Syngnathidae. Gene Ontology annotation, biological process: vesicle-mediated transport. Gene Ontology annotation, molecular function: GTP binding; GTPase activity. Gene Ontology annotation, cellular component: Golgi apparatus; vesicle; trans-Golgi network. The record is from RefSeq and is a predicted model, not a curated record. The transcript has 3 exons. Bases 2568 to 3239 code for a protein of 223 amino acids.
CAAUCUAGAAGAGAGCGCAUGUGUUUUAUAGCACAUUAAUGAUCACAUGACUGCUGUCAUUAGUAAAUGACUAGUCUCACUUAGUAGUGCACAUGAUGACACCUACUGGACACAUACAUACUUACUUCAAAAUAACACACCAUCUCUAAAUACUGCAACAUAGUCAAAGCUCCUGUCAUACAGAGGAUCUUUGGCUGGCGUUUUUGUAGUUGGACCUUAAAAACAGAAGGUCACAACCCAUUGGUCUUUGCCAAAAACUAAAUAAAUAGUGGAAUGACCUGAUGUACCUUUUUUGUAAUUUUACCCAUCAUCCACAAUACAAUGAUGUGAAAAAUGAACACAUAUUUCUUUCCCUUAUCUGUGUUCUAAAGAGAGAAAAGACGUUAACAUGAGGGAACUAACAAUGCACGUCAUGGGACGCAACUAUUUCGAUUAUAAAGCCCUCUAAAAAACUCUAAUUAACAGGUGCAUUCAUGAUAAACAUGUAAUACUUACAGUAUUUUGUGUUAUUUUUAUUAUAUUAAACAUUACUGGAACUUCCUUCCUGGUCUCAUUCAUAGCCCAUUGAUAGGAACGAACGCUACUUCUGUCAACAACAGCAGCAAAGAAACGGCGUGUCGGUUUGCUAUUACUUAUCAUGGCAGACUUUGUGAGAGCCUCCGCCACCGAUGACUACUUUUGGACAAAUGAGGAACCAGAACCUUAUCUUUUGAGGCUGAAUAUUUGGAGGAUGAGCUAUAGGUUAUCAGGGAAGACGGCCCCUUACCCCCAUUAGCCCUAGUGCUAAAUGUUUCAAGAAUGAAAGCCAUCACUUGUCCGCUCUCAUUGGGAUGGCUGUAUCUUUCAGCACAGGACUUGUGCUACCCGUUGAGCUGGUAAAUUCAACAUAAUCCUCAGUAAAAAAAAAAAAAUGCUGAUGGCCAACGAGCAUCUUGUUGAGUCUUCGUAGCGAUGACGUCGGGUCUAAGUUGAGAGCCGGUAUACACUUUUUCAAUCUGCCCCAUUGUUUAGUUGGUAGCGUGUGGCAUCUCAAAGUUGACCAACUUUUCGGCUCAUUGCCACAACCUUCUACAAUACACGUGCGAGGCAUGACUUUAGUGUUAUAAUAACAAUAUACUACACUAUACACUACUACAAUACUGCUACAAUAACAAUAUCGCUGUAGCUUGGUUUAUAUGCAGGUCAGUUAUGCAAAUGUAACAUUGUUGGCGUUUUUUGAGGCUUGUUUAUUUAUUUAUUUAUUUUUUUUUUAGGGCUUUAUAGUCGAAAUCGGUGUGUCCCAUGACGUGAAUUGUUUGCUCCCUCAUGCUAACUCGUUUUCUCUUUCUAGAACGCACAGAAAAGGGAAAGAAAUAUGUGUUCAUGUUUCACAUAAGGAUUGUGGAUGAUGGGCAAAAUUACAAAAAAAGUGCAGUUUUCCUUUAAGGCGCCGUCUGUCCAACACACAGCUAGAUAGCUACAUACUGUAUCUACUGGAGAACAGCGUGCCAUAAAGCGGAAGCGCACGUUGUGUUGCUUGGGGAAAUUCCACCCACAUUAAAGACUGGCAGGUAAAAUAUGAUUGUACUGAGAGGCGUUUCAUGCCCGAUUUGAUCGAUGAAGCCAGGCAGAGGGGUGGUCUAGAACAGUGGUUCCCAAACUUUUUACAGUAUAUAUAAAAAUACAUACAACCAAUGAUAAAGUCUAAUUUUCGAGGGGAAUCCCCACUCACAGUGACAGGUUUUCACCACUGCCGCGUGCAGGUAUUGGAACGCUAAUAUAAAUGAAAUCUUCAAUAUUUAGCACUCUCAAUGCACAAAAUAAUCAUCAAACUCACAUUUGUUCAUAUGACGCACAUAGAGCAAUGAAUAACUUCGUGCUGUCCCCUUUCUGCUCCGUUGUCUUUGCGCCGUGAGGCGUUCAGGCGCACUCUUCAUUUUGAGUGUGAAUUGUUUUUCAUUUUUAUUCACGUACCCAUUACAGUUGGCACACCCCACUUUGGGAAACUAGAAUCUACAAGAAAUGGUCCUCCUAUUAUUAUCAAGCUUAAUCAGAGCAACACGCCCCGCUUGAUUUUUAACUUCUUGUUUCACUUUUCAUCCAGGUCCAUGUCCAACUUCGAUUCAACUCCUCGGAUAGAACAUGUACUGAAAACCUUUAAGCUAAUCAUAAUUAUGAUGAAACUUUGAAACGGCGCUUAGCAAGGGCUUCUGCGCACGUGUGUGUUGCAGGGAUGGGGCGGGAUGUAAGGCUUGCAACAAAAGUUAGCACCCUGUAGGCAGCCACCUCACCGCUGCAAACAGUCCCAUUAAAUUUAAAAUUUUAGUAAAUAAAUGUAAUUUAUAAAAUUAAUAGUACGUUUAAGAAGUUUGAGUUCAAAAUUUUGUCAUUUGGAGUCAUUGCUUGUCAUUGAAGGGUGAUGGUUGGUCCCGCAGCAAAACCACUGACGUAACGGAUCUUGGAUCCUAAUCAGGCAGGCUCGUGGGCGUGGUCACAGCGUACCCCGGGCAGGGGCGGUGGUGGUGUGUCCUCAUUAACACACUUCUGUCCUAGUGUGUGUGUUCUUGUUACUGUGCGCGUGCGUGUGCAUGCCCUCCCCGAGGUGGAUUAUGAGCAAGCAGGCUAACGGCAUGGCGAGCCUGGGCAAGGAGCACCUGUACAAGGUGCUGGUCAUAGGAGAUCUGGGCGUGGGCAAGACGUCCAUCAUCCGGCGCUACGUGCACCACAGCUACUCUACCAACUACCGUGCCACCAUCGGCGUGGACUUCGCGCUCAAGGUGCUGCACUGGGACACGGACACUGUCCGCCUGCAGCUGUGGGACAUCGCCGGUCAGGAACGUUUUGGCAACAUGACGCGUGUCUAUUACCGCGAGGCCAUGGGCGCCUUCAUCGUGUUCGACGUGACGCGGCCCACCACCUUUGAGGCGGUGGUGAAGUGGAAAGAGGACCUGGACUCCAAACUGAUGCUGGCCGACGGCCGCAGCAUCGCCACCGUGCUGCUGGCCAACAAGUGCGACCAGGGCCGCGAGCUGGACAGCAACGGUGUCAAGAUGGAGCAGUUCUGCAAGGACCACGGCUUUGCGGGCUGGUUUGAGACCUCCGCCAGGGACAACCUCAACAUCAACGAGGCGGCCAACUUCCUGGUAAAGCACAUCAUGGCGACCGAGCACGACAUCCUGAGGACGGCCGUGCCCGACACCGUCUCGCCGCGGCUCGACCGGCGCCAAGAGUCCGGCAGCUGCUCGGGCUGCUUCAAGUGAUGCGAGGACGGAACCGAGCAGACGCACCUGGUGGACCGAGAGGACCCAGGAGGGACGGGCAUGAAGGCACCCGAUGACUCGAGGGGUCUUGAGAUGUUCCUUGGCUUAAAUGGGACGUUUGGUGGAGGUGCGACAUCUCUCUCGCAGUCUUCCUCCCAAACUGAGUGUCAAUCGGUGACAUUUUGCACAUCUUUUAUUUUGAAAUCCUCAUUUUAACUUAUUUGCUUAGAACUGACUGCGUGUGUGCGUGCGUGCGUGUGUGUGUGUGUGUGUUCUCCACAUGCUUAACUGUCUGUUUCCAUGGCAACUACAGUACACUCACUGGACACUUCAUUAGGUACAGUACACUGUCUUCUGGCAUCCAGUACUACCUUUUUUAAUGACAUGAAAGGCCAAAAUAUUAGACACAGCCGUCAGUAUGAUACAGUACAGGUGUAAAAGCCCCAUAAUAACAUUAAAAAAUACAGAAGGUACGAUACCUAGCCAAGCAAGCUUGCUAUUGCCGAUACCAAUACUUUGGCAAAGCAAAGCUUUUGAAGAAAUUAAAAAAGAAAACUUACCAAUAUCAAAUUAAACACAAUAAUUGCUCAUUUUAUGGCACAAUAUAUGCUUUUUUAUAUCUGUGGGCAACGCAGAUAGACCAAUUAACUAAGUUUGACAUCAAGUAUCAGACACAUUCAGUGUACACGUCCAACUGUUUCUUUCAAACACACAUCUCCCCCAAAUGUGCUAAAAUAUCAAUAUCGUAUCAGGUGAACCAAUACCAGUAUGGGACCCUUUGGUAUCAAAUUGAUUGGACAAUGAGGUAGUUUUUAAAGGAAAACUGCACUUUUUGGUCAGUUUUGCCCAUCAUCCACAAUCCUUACGUGAGACAUGAACACGUAUGUCUUUCUCUUUUCUGUGUGUUCUAAAGAUAUAAAAACCGACCCCUCAUUAACACACGUAUUGGGAUGCACCUAUUCCUCCUAUAUAACCUUCGGAAAAAAACUUUAAAAAGUGCUAACAAAGCUCAAUUUACAUAACGUUGCCUGCAUAUUAACCAGCAACGUUAUUAUUAUUGUUAUUAACAUUGUUAUACCAAAGAACUACGUUACUAGGCGUAGUGACACCUCGCCACACCACACUGGCUAGCUACUAGCCGGCUAGCGACUAGCUUCACCACACAUUCACUCACAAUGUCCCAGGCCACUCCCGAAAGGUAACGCUACAUACAGCUGCCUCCGCUGCUGCUGUGUUUUUGUUUUUGAGUUUGGUCAAGUGAACGCUUGGUGUAGGUGUUCCUUUCUAUGUUGCUAUGGUAAUGCUUAAAAUGACCAAAAUACAGCAAAAUACUCUAAGUGUUACAUGUUAUCAUGAAUGUACCUGUUACUACAUGAUCACAGCAUGGAUAUAAAACAAUAACACCUAGUUGGAGGUUUUUGGAGGUGUUUUAAUAGCGGGCUUUCUUGGCGGAAUACAGUAGGUGGUUAUGGUUAUGGUUAUGGAUUCAUUUAUUUCGAACAGGCAUACAGUUUACAUUGAAUGUUUCAUGUUACAAUACACAAUUCCACAUGUCCGAAAAGGAGUAAGAAGAAGCAAAGCUUAUUUAAUUCUACCACCUCUUCGUAUCACAUCAAGUGUGUAACGUAUGUUCACUUCCUGUAUUCUGAAUUAUUCAAAGUAUUCUUAUUAUUAUUCGUUUUACUAUCAUCCUUGUUUUUUUCCUUCUUUUUAUUUUCUUAUUUAUUAAAAAAAGAAGUUUUCUUUCCCCUGCUAAUGACUUUCCCGUUGAGCUGUGAAUGCCAUUGAAUGUAGAUACAUUCAUCUUUGCAACAAUGAUAUCAAAAGUCAAAUGUUAUUGAAUGUAACCCUUCUAGUCCUUGCAGUCAUGGUGAUAUGAUGUCAGGUGAUAUGUAUCCAGGUCCUUGAUACUGCAUCUUUGACAACGAGCACUCUUGCUUCUGCUGGUGCUCCAUUUAACUUAAUGUAGAUUUUGCCGUCGGUGCUCCAAGUGCUUCGUAUCUUUCUCUGCUUCCUCAAGUCGCGUGCUUUCUUGGCGAUGUCAGUGUUGCGUUUUGUCAGCUGCACAUUCACGUAGACGUUCGUACCUUUCAGCUUCUUUCCCUGUUUCAGCAGUGCACUUUUGAAUUUGCUGUUGGUGAACGUAACGAUGAUGACAGGUGUGGUGUUCUUGCUGCCAUAUGGUGAGAUGGAAGUGUUGAUGGUGUUGAUACCUACAGUAUCAUCCAUUCCCUCUGGUUCUCCUCUGUUAUGAACUGCCCUGUCUUUUGACCUGGGUGUAAUUCGGAGCCCUGUGAUGAUCCCUGCAUUCAUUCGCUCAUUCUGAUCCAGCUCAUGAGUUGGAUUUUUCAUUUGCUCAAUGAUAUUUUCCUUUGCUUCCUUCUCUUCCUCAAGAGUGGUGCGCAAGGCAGCGUUACCCACCAACAGAGCCUUGAUAUCAUCCUGUAGAACAUUGAUAUCAUUGCAUAAUGCUCUUUUUCCUUCCAUGGGGUUUUUUAACUUCCUUAAGUGCAGCAUUCAAGGCAGCAUUAUCCACCAACAGAGCCUUGAUAUCAUCCUGUAGAACAUUGAUAUCAUUGCAUAAUGCUCUUUUUCCUUCCAUGGGGUUUUUUAACUUCCUUAAGUGCAGCAUGCAAGGCAGCAUUAUCCACCAACAGAGCCUUGAUAUCAUCCUGUAGAACAUUGAUAUCAUUGUAUAAUGCUCUUUUUUUCUUCCAUGAGGUUUUUAACUUCCUUCAGUGCAGCACGCAAGGCAGCAUUGUCUUCCAACAAUACCUUGAUAUCAUCCCACAGAACCUUGAUAUCAUUGCAUAAUGCUGUAUUUGUUACGUUCCCUGAGGGGGUUAGGACCCCAGAUGCAGAGGCGGAGAGCUUGGAGUACAAUUGAGUCCUUUAAUGGCACUGCGUGGCAAAAAUUUAAGAACAAAAAGCGAUGGUGUAGCAUAAAACAGGAAAUGAAAGGGACACCAUUGAAAAACCUAAUCUAGCUAGGAACAGCUGGAGAACAAGAGAAAGGCUGGGCUGAGCUAAGGGCGAUAUACCCAAAAUAGGAAAAAGCGAUCCAAUGCUAUGAGGCAAGUCCACAUGCGUGUAGCGAGUUGGAGUUCGGACAAAGAACCAGCGUCCUCCGGCUGUAGGCAGUCAGUUUAAGUAGAGGGAGCAAUUAGCCACAGGUGUGCCCAGCCUUCCCGUCUCCAGCCUGCUCUUGAGUGGCUGCAACACAGAGAGGAAACAGGCCAGGAGAAGGCAGAAGUAGCAAAUAACAUAAGUAGGCCCUAAAGGCCAGGAGCGAACGUGACAGUAUUUUCUUCCAUGGGGUUUUAACUUUGUCAAGAGCAGCGCACAAGGCAGCGUUGUCUUCCAACAAUGCCUUGAUAUCAUCCUGUAGAACCUUGAUAUCGUUGCAUAAUGCUGUAUUUUCUUCCAUGUGGUUUUUAACCUUCUUAAGAGCAGUGCACAAGCCAGCGUUUUCAUUUUGCAACUCCUCGAUUUCUUCUAUUAGUGCUUUGGUUGUUCUGUGAACUUAAUGUUGAAUAUGUGUUCAUGCUACAGUACGCUCUUGUAUCUCAUUCAUCUCCUUCUCAUCCGACAGCCAGACUGGCCCUAAUUCAAAUUUUUCUGUAUUUCAAGGGCCAGUAUCGUUUCUCUUUGUGGUUGGCAUUGUUGCAAGUUCUUUGAACUUCAGCAGUUAGCCGUUUAAACUUGACUUGCUAGCAGCUAUUCGCACAUUGAAGGAAUUUGUACUUCUCGCCUAUCCGAGUUGAAGUUUUUUUCAAGGGCAAAUUAAUCACGCAUUAAUCGGUUUAUUCCAAAUCAAUUGUUGAUGUGCGUAAAUGCAACACUGUCCAAGGCCAUCUGGCUCAAAAUGUUGUAUGUAUCAUCUAAAUUUGUCUUUAUUUAUUGCACACUUGCAUAAACAAACCACACACUACCUUACAUGCUCCGGGCUCACGUGCACACUACUGCAGUUCAGGCCAACGGGCUCCUCAACAAGUUCAACCUUGUGGCUUUUAUUAGCAAGUCAAAUGUGUCUUCAGGCUGAUCCUGGACCUGCAGGAUCUCAUUAGGAGCCUGACUCAUGACUCUGUUUGAAUAAAAAUGUGGCCAAAGGAUGCAUUAACCAGCUUAAACGUCCCGAAUUCUUCCAUCUUGAGAGGGAUUUGGAGUCCAAAAGAUGAGAAUCACACGCUCCGGCACUCUUGAAGUCCUUUACCUCAUUAGAACACUUGUGUGACAUAAAGUCUGAGUGGAUUCGUCGUAAGAGCUUUCUUUUCAUUCGUCCUGUGUCUCCCUCUCUUGGCAGUUAAGUCGCACU